Aspergillus nomiae NRRL 13137 is the source of this 888-nucleotide messenger RNA. RefSeq lists its product as uncharacterized. NCBI's taxonomy places the organism in Eukaryota, Fungi, Ascomycota, Eurotiomycetes, Eurotiales, Aspergillaceae. The coding region runs from base 1 to 888 and encodes 295 amino acids. The record is from RefSeq and is a predicted model, not a curated record. The transcript has a single exon.
AUGAAAUCCCUCCCCCUCGUCACCACCCUCCUCCUAACCCUAACCACAACGCCAACAACGCAAGCAUGGAGCUUCACCUGGCGCAACGCGUCCAACACGCCGUUCAUGGAGCGCAGCAUGUCGGCGGCGCCCUGCACGCAGAUCGACCAGGCGGAAGGCAAGGAAUUCGUGUUCGAGCCCAAUGACAGCCCCUACUCGUUCUACAUCUGGUCCAACGACAACUGCUCGGGUUCCUACAGCGGGUUCACGCCGCCGUCGCGGUGGGGCAAGAAGGCCUCGACGGAUCUGCGCUCGUUUAUGGUGAACUAUGGCGGGAAUGAUGGGCCGGCGACGACCGCUGUUUCUUCUUCUUCUUCGACCACCUCUUCUACUACUACUAGUAGUUCUACUUCGACGGGGACUGCCACGGGGGGUAGUGCCACCACCACUACUGCGGCUACUGCCUCGGCGAGUGCGACUUCGUCACCCGGGAACUCGUCCGGCUCGUCGUCGGGGAUAUCCGGGGGAGCGGUCGCGGGGAUCGUGAUCGGCGUGGUGGCCGGGAUAGCGGUCGUGGGGGGAGCAUUCUGGCUUGGACGCCGACGUCGCGGUGGAUCUGGAGGGAGCCCCGGGCAAGGAUUCGGGUCUGCGUCGGGGCCCGGGGCGGGAUAUGUGCAGCCGGGGACGCCGAUCGGGGGAUCCGAUGCGAUGCCGUAUGGCGGGGGUUAUAUGGGGGCGGAGGUGAAGGCGCCUCUACAGUCCAUGUAUGAGAAUCAUCCGAUGAGUCCUCUUCCUGUGUAUCAGCCGCCCGUGGGGCAGCAGUAUGCGGAGUUGCCGGGGGAGAGUGCACGGGUGGAGAUGAGUGAUACGUCGAGGGUGAAUGAGUUGGACGGCAGUGCGAAGCGGUGA